AUGAAGUCCAAGACUCCCCUACCCACUACUGCCUUCCCGGGCUUGAGCUCCCACUGCAUGAUUAAGCAGCUGACCAAAAGCCAGAGCUGUCACGGGGAUCAUGAAACCCCCUCCCCAACUCUCAUCACCUUCCAGUCCAUGAACUUGAUCCCGGAGAAACGUCAGGACUUGGGUUGUGGGGGCAAGUCCAGCACGCAAGCUCUGAAGGAGCCGGAGGUUCCGCUAAGCCCCAGGGACAGGCACACUGUGACCUCUGCCUCAGCCCCACUUGCUGCCUGGGUCCUAAGGAAUGCCUACAAGGAGGAAGAGGUGCCUGGGAAAGGUGACCUGUCAUUGCAAGCCGAGACCAGAGCAUGGGUCCGGAAGACCCAGGCCGACUGGCUCUUGCUCAGGACCGCCCCUGCUUGGUUCCAUGGCUUCAUCACCAGAAGGGAAGCCGAGAUGCUGCUGCAACCCCAGCCUAAAGGAUGCUAUCUGGUACGCUUCAGUGAGAGCGCUGUGGCCUUCGUGCUGUCCUACAGGAGCCGGGUCUGCUGCCGCCACUUCCUCCUUGCUCAGCUAAGGGAUGGGCGACACGUGGUGCUGGGCGAAGACAGUGCCCACAUGCAGCUUCAGGACCUACUUGGACACUACACAGAGCACCCCCUCAGCCCCUACGGGGAGAUGCUCACCCAACCCCUUGCCCGCCAGACCGCUGAGCCUGCUGGACUUUCCCUAAGGGCUGAAUCAGACUCUGGAAACAAGAGGCAGGACCCAGAUACCCAUCACAACCUCCUCAUGCAACAGGCCCAGGCCCCAAUACAUAAAGAGAAAGUGGGGUCCUCCCAACAGAAGGAGACUUUACAGGCAUCCAGAUCCAGGCCUGCCAUCCCUGCCAAGCCUCAGCUUUCUCCUGAAGUCUAUCCAAGUCCUGCUUCCCGACCCCGGCAGGCCCUGCCCAUAACCCCCAUCUACCAGGAGCCUGAUGAACCCAUAGCCUUCUACGCCAUGGGGCGGGGCAGCCCUGGGGAAGCUCCUAGUAACAUCUAUGCUGAGGUGGAGGGGCCUUCAGGAACGGCACCCACCGGGCACCCCGUCCUCCGGAAGUGCUGGUCCAGGCCUGUCUCAGGAGGUCAGGGAAAGGGGGUACAGGGAAAGAGAAGCUCAAGAAGGCCAGCAGAAAGAGGGAGCCCCUCCUGAGUAACAGGGCAAGGUGAAGGUUAGCAGACUGAAGCAGGUUGGAGAGACUAAUCUGUGCUGCCAGAAACCGUUGGCCAGCUCCAGACCCAAGGCUGAUCUGU
This is a messenger RNA of Acomys russatus (golden spiny mouse), 1280 nucleotides long. RefSeq names its product SH2 domain containing 2A (gene Sh2d2a). Gene Ontology annotation, cellular component: cytoplasm. The transcript is spliced from 7 exons. The coding region runs from base 1 to 1179 and encodes 392 amino acids. The record is from RefSeq and is a predicted model, not a curated record. NCBI's taxonomy places the organism in Eukaryota, Metazoa, Chordata, Mammalia, Rodentia, Muridae.